CCGAGGCCAAGCUUCGCGGGGAGGAAAAGAAGAAGCCGACACCCCGCGAGGCGGAACGACGUGAGGGGCGUCUCCAUCGAGGUGGCAGCAGACGACGAAGGUAUCCACGUCGAAAUGGCAGGCCAAGGGGUUGGACCUGCCAGCAGAGCAACGGUCGGGAUCGCCGACGCAACGGUACCACACUACAGGAUCAGCAGACACGAUUGCCGUCGGGAUCGCGUUCGGGGCCCUCGGACAAGGUAGCCUAGCGCGUGCGGCCUAGGGACACAACGUAGCGUGAGGCAAAAGGUUUCUAUUCUUGAUUCCCUCUUUUUUUUGGAGGGGGGGGAGGGGGGGGUCAACUCAAUUUUUCGGUGUGGGGGGUUUCGGAGAAAUGUUUGUGCUCAACUCAGCUGGCGUUUCCUCAUCGUCGUCAUGUUUAGCGGGGGCGAUGCGAUUUGCCCACCAUAGCCGCCAUCACCAUGGUUACAGCUUGAAGGAGCUUCGAUACAAAAUUGCUUCGUCGUCGUCGUCGUCGUUGUCUCUUUGGUCGUCAGGAGGUUUAUCUUCGUUGCCUUAUCUGAUCUUACCCUGUCGAGGAACGAGAGGGAGGAUUGGUUUAUCGUCGAGGGACGAUAAUCCGUUGUUGUACCCAUUCUCAGCCAACGAAACUUUCCUCUUUCGGCGUUCAGCGUUCCUUUUCGGGCGAUUCCCACAGCAGGCACCGUUGUGGUGGGGAAGAGGCAGCGGCAGCAACAACAGCGGCCUCCGUACAAUCGCCAGGGUUGGCGGAUUGGGAGGCCCGGGAUUGGGAUCGGGAUCGGGAUCGAAUCCGGGUACGGCUGCAAGGUUCGAUCUUGCUGCGGUUUCUUCGUGCGCCAGCAGUUUCGUCGAUCCUGCGGCUGAACCUGGUCUUGAUCUUGAACCUGCCGCCACUGCCAGUGCUAUUUUUAGUUCGGCUAGCUGCAUACAGGACAUAGCCAUGACCUCGGAGCAAAUCCAACAGAAGUUAAUGAAAGAAGAAGGGGAGGGGGAGGGGAAGGAGGAGGAGGAGGUGGUGGUAGACGAUGGAGCAGACUUGAUCCCUUUCUCAUCGGCAACGAAAGAGCAGGUAGAGACACGUGGCGUUGUAGUUGGCCACGUGUCACGCAACAAGCAGAUUACUGCAGAAGCCAUCAAUCCGGAACGGGACAAAGGGAACGGACAUUUCAUCAUGGAUAAGCCUGAGCAAGCUGUAUCUCCUUUUGAUACUGACUCAAGAACCACGAAUGGGUCAUGUACUGAGUUUGAGAAGGUAUAGGGUUUAAUGGAUUUAAAUCAACAAGCACAACUAUAUUCAAAUAAAGGGGGUGGCUGAGAUAGGGCUACAUUACCAUGGUAUAGCCUGAGCAAGCUGUGUCUAGAGCCUGAGCAAGCUGUGUCUCUUUUAUUACUCACUCAAGGAUCAGGGAUGGGUCUUGUGCUGGUUCUGAGAGGGUAUUGGUUCGAAGGGUCAAAUGGUCAGACACACAUAUAUCUAAACAAGGGGGCUGCUGAGACAGGGCUGGGUUUUUAGAUAAGGGAUGCUCCUAAGAAGGGAUGGGUGACACUAGCAGCUUCAUGGGAUAUCGGAGCCCCAAGCCGAG
Molecule: messenger RNA, 1604 nt
Organism: Chara braunii
Lineage: Eukaryota; Viridiplantae; Streptophyta; Charophyceae; Charales; Characeae
Source: the annotation of a GenBank genome assembly